CGCGGCGCCAUUGGCUGAGCGGUCUGUCGCUCUGUCCGGAAGCUCCCGCCCUCUCGCUGAGGCGCUGCCGGGAAGCGGCGGUUGGGAGUGAAAGAAAACGACAUCCCUCGCCUCUGAAUUCACGCCAAGAGAAACUCCUGACUGCUGCUUGGCAGAGCCCCUCCUCAGCUCUCAUCCCUUGCCCUCCCGUGCCAGCGCUCUCUGCGGAGAUCAGCCCGUGCCGUUGCAUUUAUGUGACUGAAGGUCUCAGCUGAUCCGCUCUUUUCUUGUGCAGCCAAGAGGUUUGCAGCAGCAGCAGCAGCCACGGCCAGUACCAUACUUAAGAAGGUUCCUAAAAGGAUGGCGUCUCUUUUGGAGAUGAAAGAAAUCUUCCGCAACGCUGAUGCAGUGUGCUUUGAUGUGGACAGUACGGUCAUCAGGGAAGAGGGCAUCGAUGAGCUUGCGAAGUUCUGCGGAGUUGGAGAUGCUGUCGCAGAGAUGACCCGCAGAGCUAUGGGUGGCACUGUGACAUUCAAAGCAGCUUUAACAGCACGACUAGGACUCAUACGACCCUCCUAUGAACAAGUGCAAAAACUAAUAUCUGACAAUCCACCUCAGCUAACACCAGGAAUACGGGAGCUGGUGAACAGGCUUCAUCAACGAGGGGUACAGGUCUUCCUGGUCUCUGGGGGGUUUCAGAGCAUCGUGGAGCAUGUGGCCUUGCAGCUGAACAUUCCAACGGCAAAUGUUUUUGCAAACAGGCUGAAGUUUUACUUCAAUGGAGAAUAUGCAGGAUUUGAUGAAACACAACCAACAGCUGAAUCAGGAGGGAAAGGAAAGGUUAUCACUCAUCUGAAAGAACAGUUCCACUUUAAGAAAGUAGUUAUGAUUGGAGAUGGAGCUACAGACAUGGAAGCCUGUCCUCCUGCUGACUGCUUCAUUGGAUUUGGAGGAAACGUAAUCAGAAAGCAAGUAAAGGAGAAAGCUAAAUGGUACAUUACUCAUUUUGAUGAGCUGCUAAAGGAACUGGAAGAACGAUAAACUGUACAGUAAAAUAAUAUAUUUAACAGCUGUAAGUCAACUAUAAGAUGCAAUUAAACAUAUAUUUGUUUGCAAA
This is a messenger RNA of Numida meleagris (helmeted guineafowl), 1096 nucleotides long. RefSeq names its product phosphoserine phosphatase (gene PSPH). The coding region runs from base 340 to 1020 and encodes 226 amino acids. The transcript is spliced from 8 exons. The record is from RefSeq and is a predicted model, not a curated record. Gene Ontology annotation, cellular component: cytoplasm. NCBI's taxonomy places the organism in Eukaryota, Metazoa, Chordata, Aves, Galliformes, Numididae. Gene Ontology annotation, molecular function: magnesium ion binding; L-phosphoserine phosphatase activity. Gene Ontology annotation, biological process: dephosphorylation; L-serine biosynthetic process.